Molecule: messenger RNA, 5596 nt
Organism: Betta splendens (Siamese fighting fish)
Lineage: Eukaryota; Metazoa; Chordata; Actinopteri; Anabantiformes; Osphronemidae
Gene: kif14
Product: kinesin family member 14
Exons: 29
Coding region: 208-5136 (1642 amino acids)
Biological process (GO): microtubule-based movement
Molecular function (GO): microtubule binding; ATP binding; microtubule motor activity
Source: RefSeq, a predicted model, not a curated record
GCGAAGAGCAAUAACAACAAAAACAACGCUUUAUGCUAGCAUCCAUUUAUUUUCUAACAAUGGAUUUAUACGCGCUUUUACAUACAGCCACAUACACGUAUUCGUUUUCCACGUUAUUAGCGUAGCGUACUGUUUUACGUUGCGUUAGGUUAGAGUUGAUUUUAACAAGCCUUCAGCCUUUACACGUUCUACAAGUUGCCGGCUGCCAUGUCGUUGUUCAGUGUGCAAGCGAGGAAGCACACCGCUUAUUACGACAAUCUAAUUCUAACGUCAACGUCCAAGACACCGGGCAGGGAGCGCCCGACGGAACGAAAAGCGGCAGACGCGACGCUAACUAAAGGUGCGCUGACCUCCGGAGCCUCCGUGUGUGACGAGCGCAGGUCAUCCGGCAAAGGCAGGCAUGUAAACCGGACCUAUAUCGUCUCUGCCGCGUCAAAAGGCGGCGGUGGCCAGCAGCCGACACCUUACCGGGCCCGGCUCACCCUGCAGAGGCGGUCGAGGAGGAGGACCGGCGCUGACACCGCCGAGAAGACCGUGUGCGACAGCGGCCAGGCCGCGACGCCAGCGCCGGAGAAGCGGCUGACGCUGCAGCGGAGGACCCGCACUCCGUCCAUGGAUAAGAGCGUGCCCGGGCCCCGUGGGCCCAGCGGCGCGGACCUGAAGCCGACGCCGAAGGUCCUCAGCGAAGCCAACGGCAGGACGCCUGCUCUGUUUAGGUCGGAGAGUUUAAAAGACGGUGCCCAUAGAAGCAAAGCAGGGGAAACGAGCACCCGGGUGGAAGCCCACGGGCGAGCGGCGCCGGCCGUGCCCUCCUCCUCCUCCAACCCCACGGGCCGGCACCUAGAGGAGCAGGCCCACAGCUACAAGACCCCCACCCGGAAGACGCCGUUCGAGAAAAUCGCUGCCAAAAGAGAGGUCUUCGAGAGGCUAGCGGGGAAAGAAGCUCCUAAGACGGUGGCGGUGAAAUCUGCCAACGUGGAACGACCCACGCAACGAGCGACGCACGCGGACGACGCCAAGCCCGCCGCAGCUCCUCGGCUCAGCAAGGCGUCCGCAGGUGCGCGCAGGCCGGGCGCCUCUUCACAGGUGAAAAAGAGCUCCACGUCGGGCCCGAGGGGCGACGUGACCCGGAUCAGCGCGUCCACGCCCGCUCCUGCUCAGGACCCACCGGCGUCCCGCACCAGCGGAGGCCGGAGGGAGCAGGACUCCUUCAAGAUGGAGAACAGUGCGGUGACCGUGGCGGUCCGUGUCCGUCCGUUCAACGCGAGGGAGACGGGAGAGAAGACUUUGCAGGUGAUCUUCAUGCGUGGCCAGGAGACGGUGGUCCAGCAUCCGGAGAGCAAGCAGAGCUACACCUUCACCUACGACCUGUCCUUCUGCUCCGUGGAUCGGGCCGAUCCCUCGUUUGCCAGCCAGCAGACGGUGUACGAGACGCUGGCCAGGCCUCUGCUGGUCAGAGCCUUUGAGGGAUUCAACACCUGUCUGUUUGCCUACGGCCAAACGGGCUCUGGGAAGUCCUACACAAUGAUGGGCUUCGGAGAGGAGCCAGGCGUUAUUCCACGGUUCUGCCGGGAGCUCUUUUCCAGACUGGCCUCCAUGGAACAUGAAGAGGUCAAAUGUCAUGUAGAGAUGAGCUACUUUGAAGUUUACAAUGAGAAGAUCCAUGACCUCCUGGUGACCAGAGAUGAUCCCAACCAAAGGAGGAUGCCCCUGAGAGUGAGAGAGCAUCCAGUUGAUGGUCCCUAUGUUGCUGAGCUUUCCGCGAAUGUUGUGAGCUCUUACACUGACAUUCAGGGGUGGCUGGAACUGGGAAACAAGCAGAGAGCUACAGCAGCUACAGGAAUGAAUGACAAAAGCUCCAGAUCUCACUCUGUCUUUACCCUGGUUAUGACCCAGACUAAGACAGAGUUUGUGGAGGGGGAGGAGCACGACCACAGUAUCACCAGUAGAAUCAACCUGGUCGACCUGGCUGGAAGUGAACGCUGUAACUCAGCCCAGACAAGUGGAGACAGACUUAGGGAGGGCGCUAGCAUCAACAAAUCCCUGCUUACCCUUGGAAAGGUCAUCUCAGCGCUGUCUGAGCAGGCACUGACGAGGAAAAAGGUUUUCAUACCGUACAGAGAGAGUGUCCUGACAUGGCUGUUAAAAGAAAGUCUUGGUGGAAACUCCAAGACGGCCAUGAUUGCAACGCUGAGCCCGGCAGCCAGCAACGUGGAGGAAAGUCUGAGCACCCUGCGCUAUGCCCAGCAGGCUCGCACUAUCAUAAAUGUGGCCAAGGUCAAUGAGGACACCAGCGCCAAGCUCAUCAGAGAGCUGAAGGCAGAGGUGGAGAAGCUGCGAGCGGCCCAGAUGAGCUCCCAGGGCGUUGAACCAGAGAGGGUCAGGCUGUUCCAGCAGGAGAUCACCGCCCUGAAGAGCAAACUCUGUCAGCAAGAGAGAGAGAUGGUCGAGGCCAAUAGGGCAUGGAGAGAGAAACUGGAACAAGCUGAAAUCCGUAAACGUGAAGAAACCAAGGAAUUACAGAAAGUAGGUGUGACAUUCAAAGUGGACAACCGCCUUCCCAACCUGGUGAAUCUGAAUGAGGAUCCUCAGCUCUCUGAGAUGCUUCUUUAUAUGAUCAAAGAGGGUCAGACCACAGUGGGGAAGCUUAAGUCAGAGUCCACAUACGACAUCCAGCUGACUGGAGCCCUCAUAGCUGACCAACACUGCGUUAUAUCCAACAUACAAGGCACUGUCAGCGUCACACCUAGAGAAAACGCCAAGACUUUUGUUAAUGGAAACCUGAUCUCUAAACCCACUGUCCUCCACCAUGGAGACAGAGUGAUUUUAGGUGGUGAUCACUACUUCCGCUUCAACCAUCCAGCAGAGGUGCACUCUGGGAUGCGUGUGUCAUGCUGGACAGGCGCAGGCGAUGGCCACAAAGACUUUGAAUUCGCCAAAAAUGAGUUGCUCGCAGCUCAGAGGGCUCAACUGGAGGCUGAAAUUGAAGAAGCCCACUUGAAGGCGAAAGAGGAGAUGAUGCAGGGAAUCCAGAUGGCAAAAGAAGUGGCCCAGAAGGAGCUAUCUGAUCAGAAGGCUCUUUAUGAAGAGAGGAUUCACGCCCUAGAGAAAGAAUUGAAUGAAGAAAGCAAGCGGAUGCAUCAACAGGCGCUGGACCAGCAGAGGGUGGCCAGUCAGAUGGAGGAGCUGAAGACGGCCAAGCUGGAGUUGGAGCAAGAGGUGGACACUCACAAGAAACGCCUCCGCCUGCACAUGGAGGCUCAGGCUAUGGAGGAACAUCGCGUGUGUCAGGCGAGGAUUGUUGAUGCCCUGGAGGCAGAGAAGAGAAAGAUCAGCAAAGAGCUAGAGGAGAUGCAGAGGAAAAGAGCUGCAAGGGGAACUCACACUCCCCGUAGUGUUACUCCACAGUGGGAUGCCUUGAAGUUGUCCUUGAUGAUUGAGGAAGCCAAUAACAUUAGUGCUAAACUGAAGAAAAACACAGUCUUUAGCAGACAUGAGAGCUCUGACAACCAGAACCCGGAGCAGAGCGGUUUGUUACAGGUGCGGGUUCAAAACACAAAGCUCGGCGUCUCUACCUUCUGGAGCCUGGACAAGUUCCAGAACAACAUGGCUGCCAUGAGAGAACUCGAACAGGGCGACUCCACCUGUAAAGAUGAUGAUGUGUUUUAUGGUCCUGAUGAUGAGUGGGAACAAGACAUACCGUCCUCUUCUGCUUCCACGUCCUCCUUCUCUCGCCGAAGGAGCAGAAGUUUGUUGAAGAGCAGAAGAAUCUCAGGGCGUCUUUAUGAGAUCCGGGUCCAUCCCAUUCAAAGCCUCAACAAUGGCUCCUCCCAGUCUGCUGGCUUGAUGGGUGCAGCUAAACCUCCCUCCACUCAUUCGAGCAGCGCGGAUUCUGCGAUGCCUGGCAUCUGCAAAGCGCUGAUUGGACAGUCGGUGGCCCGUUUGCGGGGCUGCAGUGGAACGGAGACGGGCAUAGCAGACAGAUUGGUCUCGGAUCUGAACCAAGUCUAUGCUUCAGUCAAGAGCAUAUCUGAACUGUACAACAGCCUGGAUGAUGACAGCCAGGAAAACGUCUUUGUGUGUAACGUGGUCGCCCAGACGCAGCUGGUCAAGGCCACCACAGCCAUAGAGAGUGCAGUGUUUGUGACCAUGCAGUGGCUGACGAGCAUCAAACCCUCCUCUGGUCUGCUCUACGCUAUCGCUGACGAACUCCAGACCCAAGUCAAAAAGAUGGGAGGAUUCUUCCAGUUGCUCAUUCAGGGUUGUGAAUCUGAGAUCACAUCGAUGGUGACUGAGGCUCAAAGAAAGAGCAGCCAGUGCCUGGAUGCAGCGCUGCUUGCUCUUGGCCAUCUGGCAGCAGUGACCGGCAUGCAGCUGAAUGCUGUGGAGCUGGGUGCUGAAGCUCAAAGCAAGCCAUCAGUGGUCCAGAGUCUGCUGAAGGGGACCAAUAAAGGCGUUCACGCUCUUUUAGAGGAGAAGCUCACCAUCACCAGGGAAAUGUUAAGAGAGGCUCAGCUGGUCUAUCCCAGGAACUCGGCCCUACAGAACCUUAAGUCCAGGGUUCUUGACUCGGCCCGUGCUCUGCAGAACUACAUCCACUGUCAUAUCACAGAGAGAGAGUCUGACCUAGAAGAAUUGGACGAAGGGGAGGAGGAGACCUCCGCUUCCCAUUUGCAGAGACUGAGCAAUGCAUCGAGCCGGCUGUUCCAGAUGAAGCAAGCGGUCCGACAGCUGCAUUCCUCUCUUUCCGCCGCUCUGCGAGGAGAAGAGAGAGACUCUGUCCACUUCAGCUGCAGGGAGAUGAUCUGCAGCACGGCUAAGGCUGUGGAUGAGCUGAUCACGAGCCUGUCCCAGGACGAAGCACCGGUCCGAUCCCUUCAGCCCCCCGCUACGCAGAGCGUCACGGAUGCAGGAGACGAACUCCACGCGGCCCUCCAGUCCUUGUUGUCUUAUUUUAACGGCGUGGGAACAGGAGAGAGUCAGAACGUUUGCGCGUCGCAUGACAGUACAGAAAAUGAGGAUUCAAGUAGAGCGAGUGCAACCACUCACAGCACUGUGAAGAAUCUGGUCAUGAGUAAGAUAAUGUACUCGCUCCCUGUAGGGGCGUUGUCCAGAGAUACUCCACACUGGGUGUAAUGAGUAUAUGUUGUUCUUGAUUCUGUCAAAUUAUGGAUGAUUUGCUGUAAAAUUAGACUUCUAUGAAAAACACAUGGGUUAUGUUUCCCCUAUUUGUAUACUCUUCCAUCAGACUUUAAUAUUGACAUUCAAGUGUAUAUGAUAAAAUGUCAGUGUCAUUUACUACUAUAACCGGCAGAGUCACAGUAAAUUGUUUACGAUGACGAACUUGACUACAAUAAUUAAUUGGCUGUAAAGUAAAAGUAAUGCUUCAAAAUGCAGCUACAUUUGUGUGUAACGUAUUGGGUAUUGUUUCCUCUGUAUAUCUUGUGCAUUAACCUUUGCUCUUUGUACACAUACUGUAAAAGUUUGCACUCAGGACACGCUUGUAUUAUAUUAAUCAGUGUUUGGACAGAACAGUGUCUAGUUUCCUGUUAGUCCUUUUGUAUGUUUGAUCACAAUUAAAGAAGCGAGUUUUGCA